Messenger RNA from Sitodiplosis mosellana (orange wheat blossom midge), 848 nucleotides. RefSeq names its product ribonuclease H1-like. The transcript has 2 exons. Bases 202 to 714 code for a protein of 170 amino acids. Gene Ontology annotation, biological process: DNA replication, removal of RNA primer. Lineage: Eukaryota; Metazoa; Arthropoda; Insecta; Diptera; Cecidomyiidae. Gene Ontology annotation, molecular function: RNA-DNA hybrid ribonuclease activity; nucleic acid binding. The record is from RefSeq and is a predicted model, not a curated record.
CUGCCAAAUGAAAUCGAAAAUCACCGCAAAGAAGACGCGUCAUAGUUUCAAUUCUCUACAAAAGCUGUUGAACAAUCAAAGUGUUUAGUCGCAAAUUAUCGGGCAGAACCGAGUCAAUUUUUUUAAAAAUAAAUUCUGAUUGGAAGAAAAUUGAUUGAUUUUUUUUUCUCGCAAAUAUCUCGUCGAUCGAAAUACGAGACAAUGAGCCGCAAUUACAAUCGUAAUUACAAUAGCCGUGGUUCGGACAAAUACACGGAUGUCUACACCGAUGGAUCCUGUUUGGGAAACGGUCAAGCUGGUGCACGUGGUGGAUAUGGCAAUUAUUGGGGACCAGAUCAUCCAAACAACGUAAGCGAACCGGUCCGUGGACGCGCCACCAAUAAUAUGGGUGAAAUCCAAGGUGCAACUCGUGCAAUCAACGAUGCUGGUCGAAUGGGCGUUGAGAAAUUGCGCAUCAACACCGAUUCGGAAUUUCUUCGUAAAUCGGUGAACGAUUGGAUGCCAAAAUGGAAACAAAACGAUUAUCGCAAGGCCGAUGGAAAUCCCGUCGUAAAUCGUGACGAUUUUCAAAAUUUGGAUCGGGCAAUGCGCAACAAUCCCCAAAUGGAUGUCACAUUCAGACACGUUCCGGCACACUCGGGCAAUCCAGGCAACGAAGCAGCCGAUCGCUUGGCCAAACAAGGCGCACAACGCUAUGGCGGUGGGUAUUAUUAAAACGAUGACGCUCGUUGAAAAUCCCCGUGAAAAAUAAGAAAAAUAAAACAUUUUUCAUAUGAAAUCAUUGUCACGUCAAAGUUUGACAAUUUCAUUAAAUUCAAUAAAAUUUCGAAAUUGAAAAUGUCAUUCUA